AUGCCUAAACAAAAAACUAACCAAGGACCUUGUUCUAUUUACAAUUGUAACAAAGAAUCUACAAUAUUUAGAAGUUUAACUGAUAAUGCUUUUGCAAAAGCAUUAGCUAUAAGAACUCUUCAACAAUAUUCAUAUUUGCAAAUCAAUCAACAAAUUUAUCCAUUACCGCAAUUAUCUCUUGCUGAUAAAAUAAAAAAAAUGACAACUAUAAUAUAUAAUAGACAACGAAAAGAAUCAGCUACUCUUAUACUUGAGCCUAAUAGUUUUAAGAAAAUGCUUGAAGAAUCUGAUUCUGAUUUGAUUGAAUUUUUUGAUGAAAUAU
Dentiscutata erythropus is the source of this 322-nucleotide messenger RNA. The record is from the annotation of a GenBank genome assembly. Lineage: Eukaryota; Fungi; Glomeromycota; Glomeromycetes; Diversisporales; Gigasporaceae.